Eupeodes corollae is the source of this 3473-nucleotide messenger RNA. It is a transcript of the gene nvy, whose product is annotated as protein CBFA2T2. The record is from RefSeq and is a predicted model, not a curated record. Gene Ontology annotation, cellular component: nucleus. Gene Ontology annotation, molecular function: transcription corepressor activity. Bases 1008 to 2699 code for a protein of 563 amino acids. The transcript is spliced from 9 exons. Gene Ontology annotation, biological process: negative regulation of DNA-templated transcription; DNA-templated transcription. Lineage: Eukaryota; Metazoa; Arthropoda; Insecta; Diptera; Syrphidae.
AGCAAUCACCCGAAUCGAAAUCACUUCGUAUUCGACCUCGGUACUGCGAGCAUGGAACUCGCUUUCCAUUCCACCACAAAGUAGGCAAGGCAGUUUGAUAGAGAGUAUUUUUUAUUGAAAACUUGGUGUACUGACAACAAUUCAAUCCUCUCUAGACUCUAUUUCUGUUUUAUUUUUGUAUCUGUGGAAUACGCGCGGCACAGCGAUAGCUCCUUGCCUUUGGUCUGCACUCUGCUCUGCUCUGAACUCUGAAAGUCUGAAGACUCAACGAGACACUACAGUGGUGACGGUUCGACUAUAGUUGAAUAAUAUAUCGUGCACACAACAUCCCCAGCUUUAUUUGCCCGCACUUGGUUUUCGACUUUUCGUUCAAUGCCUGAGUUUCAGUUCGAGACUGCGAGUACUCUCUGUUUAGUCGAAUUUUGACUGUGGAACGGUUCGAACGUGUCGUAUAGUGGAAAUAACGAUAUUUUCCAACUCGGUAGCGGUACCAAAACCUGUUUAUCCAGGUAAAACAGUGAAUAAACAAAACAAAAACCAAUCUUACAUUCCUACCUUUCCAGGUAGAUACUAUAUCUUUUUGCUAUUGUGUCGAGUGAAAAGUUGUGUUUAAGUGAAAAACUUAAAAAUCACGCUGACAAUGUAAAAUAAAAAUAAAAACGUCAGUCAAAAAUAUCAAAAAAAAAACAAUUUAUUCCAAGAUUUUAUUGGAAUGAAAAAGAUUAAUGAAUAAUAAAACUGCAUUCCAGUGAACACGUGUUUCGAUUCAAAAAGCCAAAUGGUUCGUUGAUCCAAUUAACGUCCGUCGCGCGCGAAAAAAAACUUAAACAAAAGCAAAACAACUCUCGAUAGAAAAUUUGAAUACUCGUACACUUAGCCUGUGACUGAGACUGUGAAUCGAUUUUGUUGAAAUAACAGUGAUUUUGAUUAAUUCUUAAAACAAACAAAUACACAAAUACAAACAAAACGCAUCAAAGAGGGAAAUAGCAUCAUCUGUCCGGUUAAUUAUGAUGGCACUUGACGGCAAGGCAAUAAUAAAAGAGGAAAUAACUGACAAGGACGCAUUUGAAGCCACAGCAACCACAAAUAAUCGACGAAGCAAAGGUGGUAAUGCGUGCAAGGAUAAGUGCCGAACACCAGAUUCACCCGAAAGUGCACGAGCUGUUGCCCCACGUUCACCCAUGUCACCGCAGAUACAUCACUCUAGUCUGGCACCACCUCCGAGACCGAAUCGAAAUUCAAGUUCCUCACCAGUGGUGAAUGGUGCCACAACCACACCCCCACCGCCACCUCCAUCCACGGCACAUGUUGAGCAAGCCAGGCUAUUGGGUAAGAUUCGAAAGUUUCUUGGGUCAUUGGUGCAAUUGGCACAGGACGUACAUCCGGAGGCGAGUGAUAGAGUUCGAGCAUUGGUACUUUCAUUUGGGAGUGGUGGCAUAUCCAUUGAAGACUUUCGAAUAGCUCUUCAAGAGGCUAUAAAUCUUCCACUGAGGCCCCAUGUCAUUCCGCUGCUCAAGAGUCACAUCGUGUUACUUCAACGAGAAAUAGCCGCAUUGUCCAGAGCCACAAGUCAGACUCCUCUACAGUACGUCACGUCAAAUGAAAAUUCCGUCAUGGAGUUCUCACACAGCCCCUCGGAGUAUCAGGACAUAUUUCUUCAGCUCGACUCCACAACCAGCGGUUCUGUUUCGAAUGGCAACGGAUUGGUCUUUAAAAGACGUUCAUCAGACUCCAUCAUGGAUCACCAUAACGGGGGUCAGGAGUGGAAUGAUUACAUGUAUCCGGCGGCGAAGAGAAUGCACACACUCAAUCCUCCUCCAAACGGGUACAUUCCGGGGCAGCCAGCUUCGUCGCUCUUCGAGUAUCCAGGAAGUGCUGCCAGCAGUCAAGGGGACGUUGGGUUUGGCGGACUUUUAGACAAACCAACUCACAGGGAAGAUAGGGAAAUGCGUGCCGCUGAAUCUCAACGUGUUGGUCGUAUGGCAGCCGGUGGCGGGGAGGAGGAAUGGAAAAAUAUUCACACUAUGCUCAAUUGCAUAUCAGCCAUGGUGGACAAAACCAAGCGUGCUAUAACAAUUCUCCAGCAAAGAGGGGUGGACCCGAUUCAAGAAGUCUCUUCGACUGCAGUCUUGGACAUUCGCCGACAAACCGAAGAAAAAGUAUCCGAAUUCAAGAGAAACGCUGAAGAAGCAGUGAAUCAGGUCAAACGUCAAGCAGUACUUGAAAUUCAAAGAGCAGUAGCAGCGGCGGAAAGUCGAGCCGCUGAGGUAAUGGCUCAGGAACGCCUGCGUAUGGAGAAGUUUUUCGCGGAGAUAAGCCGCAAUCCAAAUGAACGAGAUCUUGACAACAAGUCUCCUUCUGUUGCAGCUGGACAAAAUGCCUGUUGGAAUUGUGGACGAAAGGCGACUGAAACUUGCUCCGGGUGUAAUUUAGCUCGAUAUUGUGGGGCGUUUUGCCAGCACAAAGACUGGGAACAUCAUCAUCAGAUUUGUGGCAGCUCAAGGUCCGACAUCACUGCCGCCAAACAUCCAUCUCAAGUGAUUGCCCUGACAGCGAACAUCCGCGGAAGUCUGGCCCGUACACCGCCCACCCCAUCAACAUCAACGAUAUCAUCACAAUCGUCACAGCCACCCUCAAGUCAAUCGAGUGCUGCGUCAUUAGUUCCAAACGGUUCAACAUCUGCGACCGGAUCUAAAUGACGUAUUCGCAUGAUGAAACCCAAAAAGAAAUAUUUGUGCUAGUCAAAUUAAUAUAUAUAUAAAUAUUAUAUAAAAUAAUUUUUAAUAUUAUUUAUUUAGUGUCUAAACAAAAAUCACUAUCAUUCAAUGUGUAAGUCAUGCACUUUUCAUUCUCGGACUUAAUGUGUUUUUUCUUAUUUCUGUCAUGUGAAGGGAAGGUCGCAACAGGCACAAAAAUAAACCACAAAACAGCACAAUGCAUAGUUAUUUUAUAAAUUUUAAUUAAAAUGUUAUUAAAGAAAAUAAAAAAUAAAACACUAUAGAGAAUAGAGUAUAAAUUAAAAAAAAAAUAAAAAUUAAAUUUAAUUAUAAUUUAUUUAUUUAACUAAAAAUCUUCUUGUAAAAAGAUGUCUAUAAUUUUGUGUUUAGGUUUAAAUGUUUCCCGAUUAAUAAUAAAAAUAUUAAUUUGUUAUAAAUUUAUUUUAUAGGCUAUAGAUUUUAUUUUUUAACAAAUUGCAAAAUUCAAUUUAAUUUAGAAAAACUAUUUAAAAAUUGCUGUUGUCCAUUUAAAUACAAAAUACAAUUCUUUUUAAUUUAUUAAUGUUUAAAAUGUAGAACCAUUAAUUUGUGUUCAGUUCGAAUUAUUUCAAACAAAAUUUUAAAAAACUAAAGAAAACUUAAGACAACUUAAAUGUAAUUGAAAGAAAAGUUAUGAAAAUAAACAACCAUGUGAUUUAUUUUAAAGUUUUUAAAUGUUUCAUUUUGUUAAAUAAAACGAAUAAUUUAUUGAAGAGA